Molecule: messenger RNA, 1962 nt
Organism: Thalassophryne amazonica
Lineage: Eukaryota; Metazoa; Chordata; Actinopteri; Batrachoidiformes; Batrachoididae
Product: activin receptor type-1C
Exons: 9
Coding region: 139-1620 (493 amino acids)
Biological process (GO): activin receptor signaling pathway; protein phosphorylation; nervous system development
Cellular component (GO): plasma membrane; activin receptor complex
Molecular function (GO): activin receptor activity, type I; ATP binding
Source: RefSeq, a predicted model, not a curated record
UGCGUUUUGCACUUUCCUCCCGGUUAUUUACUUUGUCGAAGGCGGUGUGCUCGAAGGACUUUACCGCGAACAGUAAUGCGGUGUUUGUGCGUAGAGUAGCCGCGCGGACCCGCACAGCGAGCAGAUGCGGCUGUUGCCAUGACGUGUCCCGGGAAGCGGAGGCUUCAGGCGGCGUUGGUCUUCCUGUCUGUGGCUCAGUUGACCGCAGGUCUGAGGUGUGUGUGCCAGCUGUGCAUCAACCACACCUGCGAGACGGCAGCAGAUGGGGCCUGCUGGAACUCUGUGAUGUUGAUUAACGGGAAGGAGAAAGCAGUCAAAUCUUGCCUGUCGCCUUCGGAUCUAAAGGGCCAAGUCUUCUGUGCCAGCUCCCGUAAUGUCUCCAAGAGGAACUGUUGCUUCACUGACUUCUGCAACAAUGAAACUCUGCAUCUUUACCCAGAAAGGCCUUUAGAAGAAUCCGGAUGGAGCAGACUGGAGCUGUCCGCGGUGAUCCUGGUGCCCUCCUGCCUCCUCUGUGUGGGAAUCCUGCUGGGUGUGUUUGCCGCACUGGGUCACCGCUGCGCCUACAGCAGAACCCACAAGCAGGACCUAGAAGAACCACUGGAUGACCAGCUGCUCAUGUCACCUGGCAAAUGUCUCAAAGAUCUAAUCUAUGACAUGAGCACAUCAGGCUCUGGUUCAGGGCUGCCACUGCUGGUUCAGCGAACCAUCGCUCGGUCCAUCGUCCUGCAAGAGACCAUCGGGAAGGGUCGAUUUGGGGAGGUGUGGCGGGGAAAGUGGCGAGGAGAAGAUGUGGCUGUGAAGAUCUUCUCCUCGAGGGAUGAGAGGUCCUGGUUCCGUGAGGCAGAAAUCUAUCAGACUAUCAUGCUUAGACAUGAGAACAUCUUGGGCUUCAUUGCUGCAGACAACAAAGACAAUGGCUCUUGGACACAGCUGUGGUUGGUGUCAGAGUAUCAUGAGCACGGCUCGCUGUUUGACUACCUGAACAGAUACACCGUGUCCGUGGAAGGCAUGAUCGUUCUGGCUUUGUCCGUAGCCAGUGGCCUGGCGCAUCUUCACAUGGAAAUCAUUGGCACGCAAGGGAAGCCUGCGAUUGCUCACAGGGAUAUAAAGUCAAAAAAUGUGCUAGUGAAGAAGAAUGGCAUGGCGGUCAUUGCAGAUCUGGGUUUGGCAGUGAAACAUGACUCCAGCACUAACUUUAUAGACAUACCGUCCAACCACAGAGUUGGAACAAAAAGGUACAUGGCCCCAGAGAUCCUGGACGAAACGAUCAAUAUGAACAACUUUGAGUCAUUCAAGCGGGCAGAUAUCUACUCGUUAGGCCUGGUGUUCUGGGAAUUGGCUCGAAGAUGCUCCUUCAGGGGAUUUCAUGAGGAUUUUCAACUGCCUUUUUAUGACCUGGUGCCUUCUGAUCCAUCCAUCGAAGACAUGAGGAAGGUGGUGUGUGAACAGAAACUGAGGCCCAACAUACCGAACCAGUGGCAGAGCUGUGAGGUUCUACGUGUGAUGGGCAAACUGAUGAGAGAGUGUUGGUACGCCAACGCCCCUGCUCGACUCACCGCUCUACGGGUGAAGAAAACGGUGUCUCAGCUGUCGGUCAUCAAGGAUGUCAAAGAUUAGUUUGAUUUGUUUUUAUGCAGAUCAGCACUGGUGCUGGCACUGGUGCCAACAACCUGACUGAGUUACUGGGAGCAAGCGCGGACCAGUGUCCUGUGCAAUGGCCAACACUGCCCUCUACUGGACACUGUUUACCCUCAGCGCAUUAUCAGGUGACUGAAGGUACCAAAGUUCAGUGGGACAUUUUUAUGGCACCAGUUUGACCCAAGCAGCUCACAUUUGGUUAGGAAGGGCCACAUGACAUAAGAAUGUGUAUAAAGUAUAUUUAGAUUAUUUUUCUACCUCAAACAAUAAAGUGCCCAAAGCUUGAAUUGCACAUUGAGAUGUUUUGUGCCAUAUCCUAUA